AUGGACCAUAAUCCUCUUGUAUCCAACUCCAUCCACACGGUCUCACAUUACAGUUUCUUCCCGGGUAAGCCCAGAUGGCCAGCUUCGAAAACACGCCUCACCUAUGCAUUUGAAGCAAAUACACCUGCUGCUGCAAUCAACCCCGUUGUACGAGCAUUCAACACAUGGGCUUCAGCAACGCAUUUCACAUUCUCACGAGUUCAAAAUAUAGCUGCUGCUGAUUUAGUUAUCGGUUUUCAUAGGCGCAAUCAUGGCGAUGGACUACCCUUCGAUGGCCCUGGUGGGGUACUUGUUCAUGCUUUCGCCCCGACCAAUGGAAGGUUUCACUACGACGCAGAUGAUAGAUUCUCCGUAGGGGCUGCAGCAGGAGCAUCUGACCUAGAAACCGUCGCUCUUCACGAGAUUGGCCAUCUUCUUGGCUUGGCCACAGCUCAGUUCACACAUCAAUUUGCUACAAUGGUGGUGUGGUGGCACAAAAAUCAUGGAAACGAUGAUGGAAGAGGAGUUCAACUUCAACAAUAG
Molecule: messenger RNA, 522 nt
Organism: Fraxinus pennsylvanica
Lineage: Eukaryota; Viridiplantae; Streptophyta; Magnoliopsida; Lamiales; Oleaceae
Source: the annotation of a GenBank genome assembly